Messenger RNA from Morus notabilis, 918 nucleotides. RefSeq names its product acyl carrier protein 1, mitochondrial. Lineage: Eukaryota; Viridiplantae; Streptophyta; Magnoliopsida; Rosales; Moraceae. Gene Ontology annotation, biological process: fatty acid biosynthetic process. The record is from RefSeq and is a predicted model, not a curated record. Bases 117 to 500 code for a protein of 127 amino acids. Gene Ontology annotation, cellular component: mitochondrion. Gene Ontology annotation, molecular function: acyl carrier activity; acyl binding. The transcript is spliced from 2 exons.
CCGGUGGGCCGGUGGGUGCAGUGGUUUGAGCGCCCAACCCAAGAGUCGUAAGCAAAGCGAGAGGAGACACCGAGAGGGAGCGAGAGAGAGGGAGAGAGAGAGAGCGAGAGAGAGAAAUGGCGUUGAGAUCAGCCCUACUUCGCCAUGUCCGAGUACCUGUUCAAACCCUAACCCUAACUGCUCGCAGAUUUGACCAGCCAUUGAGGGCUUCCACCACUCUUCUCCGGUGGAUGUCCUCGCACGACGACCAUCUCACCAAAGAAGAGGUCAUCGACAGAGUUCUCUCCGUCGUCAAGAGCUUUCCCAAAGUCGAUCCUUCCAAGGUUUCUCCCGAUGUACAUUUUGAGAAGGAUUUAGGCUUGGACAGCUUGGACAGUGUGGAGAUUGUGAUGGCUUUGGAGGAGGAGUUCAAGUUGGAGAUUCCGGACAAGGAAGCUGAUAAGAUUGACUCCUGUAAUCUUGCCAUUGAGUACAUCUAUAACCAUCCAAUGGCCGGUUAAUUUUCUUAUGGGGUGUCUUUUUCGCUUUAAAAUUGAUCUGCUCAAGCUUUAUUUCUUUUUGUUUAUUUGCUGUUUGUAGAAAUUUGAGUCCAUCUUGGGUGGAAAAUAAUUUGAAUCUGUUUCAAAGAAAACAGCCUUUCCUUAACUAAUCUGUUUCUGUGGCAAAACUUCGGUGUCCUAUCUGCGCUUCAAAUUUAAACAGUUAUUGGCGUCGGCUAUGUUCUGUCAGUUCGUGGAUUUGCUUUUGUUCCUGUCCAUGGUUUAAGCAUUCCUAUUUAGUUCCUUUUGACUUGUAACUUGUUAGAAGGUUUCAAGUGCAGGUUCUAGUAGGUAAUAAAUAAUAUGCGUUACUUUUUCUUAUGUAGUUUUAUCACUUGCAAUUUAAAUCAAAGUUUUGGUACUAGUACCAAUUUUAGUA